Xyrichtys novacula (pearly razorfish) is the source of this 4022-nucleotide messenger RNA. Lineage: Eukaryota; Metazoa; Chordata; Actinopteri; Labriformes; Labridae. The record is from the annotation of a GenBank genome assembly.
ACCUGUGGGCUAACAGGUAGAUUCAGGUAGCUUUGUUAACUCUAGAAGUGGGCCAUAGAGGUGCUGCACACCAUGUUUCUGAGCAUUAUAGUGUAGAAAAAGUUAAAUCCUUCAUUGUUAUUAUCUGUAGUCCUCUUCUUUUCCACAUGGAGCAAACACAUUCAGUCACCGCAGAGGAGACAGUAAACACGGUACGCUAACCGACCAAACGAACACACCUGGAUGAAAUUUCUAACAAGCAAAAGUUGGAUACCUUGGAAGUUUAAAUUCUAGUGUGUACAUGUUAGACAAACUAAAAAUAACUUAACUCUAUCUCAUUUAUUGUCUCCUACCUGUAGCCAGGAAGGAUGCCGCUAAAUGCGGGAGACACGGGGUACGGCAGCGUAGCAGGCCCAGGGCUGACGGGCAGUGUGGGGGCCUCAGAGUCAGCCCCGCUGCUGAUCCCGGUGGGGGACGGAGAGCCGAUCCAGCGGUGGGAGCCAAUGUCCAAGGAGGAGCUGGAGGUGGCCGCCGGGGGUCCGGGUUGGAGGAGGGUCCGCUGUUACCUGGUGCUGCUGUUCUGGUUGGCGUGGGUGGCCAUGCUCGCCACCUCCAUCGCCAUCAUAGUGAUGAGUCCUCGGCCGGUGGCUACAGAGCUCAAGUGGUGGCAGAAGUCUCUGUUUUAUCAACUACAACCAGACCUGUUUACGGACAAGAGGAGCGAGGGGUCAGAGGGCAUCAACGGUGAGGAAAUAACCCUGUCUUAAAAUAACCACACAGGGGGUGUUCUGAUUUGGGACAGCAGUCUGAUUCAUGUGGGUACAGGCACAUGGAGGUAUGGAGGGGAAUUAAUUCAAUUUUAUUUGUAUGGCACUUUUUCAGACUGAAAUUAAACAACAAUAAAACCCAACCCUUCCACCCACACACACAGACACACACCCACUCACACUCAUCCACGCAUACAGACCCUUUCCAAAAAAUCAGAAUAUCAUGGAAAAGUUUAUUGAUUCCCAUAAUUCCAUUCAAAAAGUUAAAGUUUCAUCGAUGAUAGAUUCAGGACCCACAAAAAUUAAACAAUUUAAAGUAUUUAUUUGUUUAUUUUUACAUAAUGUGGGGCUUCCUGCUCAUAAAACUCAUUCAGAACAGUAGAAUACUGUGAAGAAAUCCCCAUUUACUUAUAAGUUUUUGCAACAAAAAAAGGAAGAAAUUAGGAUCACAUCAAAUCAAUCAAAAUAUGGUGCUUUCAAAAAUGACAAGCUUCAAUACUUGGUUGGAAAUCCCUUUGCCCUAAUCACUGCCUUGAUGCACUGUGGCAUUGCCUGGGUGUUAUGGAAGCCCAGAUUUUCUUGAUGCUUGCUGUCAGCUCUUUACAGAACAGAAUUUAGUUCAAAGUAAAUAUGAAUUUAUUUUCCAAUGAGAGUAGACACCUCUGGCUCACACUCCUGCAUGGUCGGUGGCGGUAAUCGCUGGCAACCUCUAACCGUUGGUUGCCAUCUGCCGUAAAACAAAAAGUAUUUUGAUUUGGUUCCAAAAUACUCAAGGACUUCCAGGACGCAGGGCCCUCCUGAUUAGGCUUCAAGAUUCCAAGAUUCUGCUCUGGAGAGAAAUGUUCUGGUUCUUUGGUUUUAGUUGCAAAAUGAAAUAGAUUGACACAUUAAAGUUCCUUGAAAUUCGCAGGAACCAUGAGUGGUCCUUUUUUAUUUAUUUGAAAAGUCUGGUUGACAUCCACUUUCUUCCCGUAAAAACCUGAGUAAUCACAUUUGUAUUCGGACUGCAUGGGAACAAUUACUUUGACCACCUUUGAUAACCAAAAUCACAAUCUUUGAUUGUAGUUUCAAUACAUAUCCACUGCCAAAUUUUGCAUACUUGGCGUAGGUUGAACCUCACUUUCGUCAAGCCUCGUAAAUAUUGGAUGUAUCACGACAUCUGUUUGCGGCUCAAGAAAAACACAACUUCAACUGAUUUCAGAUGGGACAGGUAUAUUACGCAGUGGAGCAAAGUUCAAGAAUGGUUAUGAGUAUCUCCUUCGUGCUAAAUGCAUUUAAGGCCGUUUUGAGAGUUUAUGUGUUAACCGUAAACAAACCAAACUAAAUUUUGUGUGGAGAGGAGAGGUUUGAGAGGAUAAAUAUCAGUAAGAAAGGUUAUCAUUUCUUAUGUUUCUCUUUUCAGCUGUAAGUGAGCAGAUUCCCUACCUACAGUCCUUGGGUAUAGGGGCUCUGAUUCUGGAGGGUCUAUUUGAUAAGGGGCCAUCUCAUCCAAACCUCACAGCAUCUGAUGGAAAAGUUGGAACUUUGCCUCAGAUUCAGCGCCUAGUAGCAGAAAGCAACAAGGCAGGUGAGUAGAGUUGUUGUUUGUCCAACUGGUUGCAAAGUUUUACCCCUUUUAAUGACAUUGUUCCUGGUCUUUCAGGUCUUAAAGUGGUGUUAGACUUCUGUAAAGUGGACCACAGUGGAAAUCAAGAUGAAGCAGGAAAUGCUGACAAGCUGUCUAACCUCUCAGCGACCACAGAUGUAAGAAUAUACUGUCCGGCUAUUAAAGUUGUUCACAGUUACCCAGGAUAACUAAAACCUGACCUUUUCUACAGCACGAACUGCGGUUCUGGUUGCAGCAGGGUGUUGCAGGCUUUGCGAUCUGUGACACAGAUGCAGCUUAUUCAGAAAAGGUAAACAAAUACUUUACAGUCUGCAAAUGAGCAGUGUUUCCGUAAACUCAUGAAACGUUUGUUUCAGACCCUGAUGGAGUGGAGAGGAGUCUUCAAAGAAUUCAGCAGUGAGGGGGAGGAACGGUAUCUACACAUGCAGACGUGGAUUUUCUAAUUACCGUGAAAUGAGGCUCUAAGGUUGAUUGAAAGUGCCCGUCUGUGUUUUUAUACAGGAUUGUGGUGGUUAAACAGACCAGUGGCGCUCUGCCCCCUCUGAACAACGCUACAUUGGUGGAUGUGGUCGUGAGGUCAAUUCUGCCUCCUUCAAAUCACCGCCUGUCUGCUCAGGAAGUUGCAGAUGCGAUUGAGAAACACCUGCAAACAAAAGAAGAGGAUAUAUGGCCCAGCUGGACUGUAAGACUUGUGCAUAAAGAAAAAUACAGUAAAAAAUACUGAAUCUACUUUAAGGUUUCAUCCAUGUGCUUUCAUAAUUUCUUUGACUCGUUUUAUUUGGGCUGUAACGUCUGUUUACAGGUUGGAGGUAAUGCGUCUCCUGAUUUGAAGAAAUUACUCCUGGUGCUGAUGAUGACACUGCCUGGAUCUCCUGCUGUACAGUAUGAUGAAGACCUUGACAACAGACAGGUGAGAGUCUGCUUCAGACAUGUGUUAAUACAUUUUAGGUGUUACUGUUACCUUACAAAAGUUUGCCGUUAAACAGAACCUGUCCAUGAAAGUCGGCUCUUCACCUGGAGAGAAUAAUACAUCAGUCAGUCAUACGGUGAGUAUAAGAACAAACUAUGACUAACCCAUUUCUUGUGACUUGUUGUCAUACUUGAGUCUUACAUGUUCCUCUGACAUUUUACUCAGGACAAAGAAAAGGAGAGGCGUUUGGCUGUAGCUCUCUUCACAUCUCUUAGCCACUCCAGAGCCAGAGAAGAAGCUCUUCUGUACGGCAGCUUCACUUUCCUCCCCUUCAAUUCCUCCACCAACGCCUCCUCCUCUGACUACUCUCCUGCUGCUCCUCCGCCUCCACCUGUCCUCGCCUACCUGCGUUCUUGGGGUUGCGUCCACUUCCUCAUCCUGCUCAAUGUGGGGCCUGAGCCUCAUGCCCUGGAGCCCACGUGGGCCCCGAGGCUGCCCAAAGCAGGAGUGUUUAUGACCAGCACAGGAAUGGACCGUUUGGGUACCACAGCUUUGGACUCAGUGACGCUGCGGCCCCAUGAAGCUAUCGUCAUCAAACUGUUCGAGACGGGCAGCUACUCGUAGAGUUUUCCAAGGUCAGCUGUGUGGGAGUUUGUGGAGUUUUUCCUGUUACAGAAAGACAGCUGUCUGAAAGUUCUGUUUGCUCUGAAGGCAUGUGCUCAGCAGUCACUGAAAUAAAUAAAUGGUUCUGUCAAAUGAA